Messenger RNA from Pecten maximus, 2265 nucleotides. RefSeq names its product prestalk protein-like. The transcript has 4 exons. Lineage: Eukaryota; Metazoa; Mollusca; Bivalvia; Pectinida; Pectinidae. Bases 1 to 2265 code for a protein of 754 amino acids. The record is from RefSeq and is a predicted model, not a curated record.
AUGGCACUUAUCUGCUCACCCACGUGGGUUUCCCCCAACGGCCACUCAAACGCUUCCAUCCACAACCUCUCGCACGCUUCCAUCACCAACCAGUCCCAUGCGUCCGUCCACAACCCCUCUCACGGUCACAUCCACAACCCCUCUCACGGUCACAUCCACAACCCCUCUCACGGUAACAUCCACAACCCCUCUCACGGUAACAUCCACAGCCCCUCUCACGGUCACAUCCACAGCCCAUUUCACGGUCACAUCCACAACCCCUCUCACGGUAACAUCCACAACCCCUCUCACGGUCACAUCCACAACCCCUCUCACGGUCACAUCCACAACCCCUCUCACGGUCACAUCCACAGCCCCUCUCACGGUCACAUCCACAACCGCUCUCACGCCCCUUCAGGUACGUCCAAGCCCCUUAGGUACAUCCACAACCUCUCCGGUAAUCCAGCCCCUCCACGGUCAUUUCACCAGCCUUCCGGAUACAUCCAAACCCCCCACGGUACAUCCACAGACCCUUCACGUACUCCACAACCCUCUCAGGUACAUCCAACCUCUCACGGAAAUCCAACCCUCUCAACGUUCACAUCCACAACCCUCUCACGGUACAUCCAACCCCUCUCCACGUCACUCCACAGCCCUCACGGUCACUUCCACAACCCCUCUCACGGUCACAUCCACAACCCCUCUCACGGUCACAUCCACAACCCCUCUCACGGUCACAUCCACAACCCCUCUCACGGUAACAUCCACAACCCCUCUCACGGUAACAUCCACAUCCCCUCUCACGGUAACAUCCACAACCCCUCUCACGGUAACAUCCACAACCCCUCUCACGGUAACAUCCACAACCCCUCUCACGGUAACAUCCACAACCCCUCUCACGGUAACAUCCACAGCCCCUCUCACGGUAACAUCCACAACCCCUCUCACGGUCACAUCCACAACCCCUCUCACGGUAACAUCCACAACCCCUCUCACGGUAACAUCCACAACCCCUCUCACGGUAACAUCCACAGCCCCUCUCACGGUAACAUCCACAACCCCUCUCACGGUAACAUCCACAACCCCUCUCACGGUAACAUCCACAACCCCCUCUCACGCCCCUCUCACGGUAACAUCCACAACCCCUCUCACGGUAACAUCCACAACCCCUCUCACGGUAACAUCCACAACCCCUCUCACGGUAACAUCCACAACCCUCUCACGGUCACAUCCACAACCCCUCUCACGGUAACAUCCAACCCCUCUCACGGUAACAUCCACAACCCCUCUCACAGUCACAUCCACAACCCUCUCACGGUCACAUCCACAACCCCUCUCACGGUCACAUCCACAACCUCUCUCACGCCCUCUCACGGUAACAUCCACAACCCCUCUCACGGUAACAUCCCCACAACCCCUCUCACGGUCACAUCCACAAGCCCCUCUCACGGUCACCUCCACAGCCCCUCUCACGGUAACAUCCACAACCCCUCUCACGGUCACAUCCACAGCCCCUCUCACGGUAACAUCCACAACCCCUCUCACGGUAACAUCCACAACCCCUCUCACGGUAACAUCCACAACCCCUCUCACGUUAACAUCCACAACCCCUCUCACGGUAACAUCCACAACCCCUCUCACGGUAACAUCCACAACCCCUCUCACGGUCACAUCCACAACCCCUCUCACGGUCACAUCCACAACCCCUCUCACGGUAACAUCCACAACCCCUCUCACGGUAACAUCCACAACCCCUCUCACUGUAACAUCCACAACCCCUCUCACGGUAACAUCCACAACCCCUCUCACGGUAACAUCCACAACCCCUCUCACGGUAACAUCCACAACCCCUCUCACGGUAACAUCCACAGCCCCUCUCACGGUAACAUCCACAACCCCUCUCACGGUAACAUCCACAGCCCCUCUCACGGUAACAUCCACAACCCCUCUCACGGUCACAUCCACAGCCCCUCUCACGGUAACAUCCACAACCCUCUCACGGUAACAUCCACAACCCCUCUCACGGUAACAUCACAACCCCUCUCACGGUACAUCCACACCCCUCUCACGGUAACAUCCACAACCCCUCUCACGGUCACAUCCACAACCCCUCUCACGGUAACAUCCACAGCCCCUCUCACGGUAACAUCCACAACCCCUCUCACGGUAACAUCCACAACCCCUUCUCACGGUAACAUCCACAACCCCUCUCACGGUCACAUCCACAACCCCUCUCACGGUCACAUCCACAACCCCUCAAAUUACUCCCAUACAGUUGUUUUUUAA